Messenger RNA from Lethenteron reissneri (Far Eastern brook lamprey), 2656 nucleotides. Its product is annotated as E3 ubiquitin-protein ligase E3D-like. The record is from RefSeq and is a predicted model, not a curated record. Lineage: Eukaryota; Metazoa; Chordata; Hyperoartia; Petromyzontiformes; Petromyzontidae. Gene Ontology annotation, cellular component: ubiquitin ligase complex; cytosol; nucleus. Gene Ontology annotation, molecular function: ubiquitin protein ligase activity; cyclin binding; ubiquitin conjugating enzyme binding. Gene Ontology annotation, biological process: protein monoubiquitination; protein polyubiquitination; protein autoubiquitination.
CCAAAAACCACGACGAUAAGUUAGUAAGAAGAAAACAACAACAACAACAACAACAUUCGUACGAACGAAUCGCGCGUUACAUGCGCGCGUGUUCGCAAAGAUACGUUUUAGAAAAAAAAUUCGGAACCAAAAUCGCUUUGCGACUCGUUGAGAACUGCCGUACCGACUUUCCCCCACCCACCGGAGCGGAAGCACGUGGGUUUCGCCUGGUGCUUCUCUCCACGUGCGUCUCGCUUGGUGCUUCUCUCCACGCGCCGGCCGAAUGGGGGAAGCGGCCACGCAGCAGCGGGCUCCACUGGGAGCCCCCCCCCGCGUCUCGCCUCGAGACCCGCGCGGACGACGAGGAGGAGGAGGUGGACGAGGAGGAGGUGGACGAGGUGGAGGAGGAGGACGGGCUGCCCGGGUUCUACUGUGAGAUCCGUAGCGGGAGUCGAACCGCCCACUUGGUGCUGAGGGACGUGCGCACCGAGGGCCCCGUGCUGGUCGAGGCCUCCCGCGUGACCGUGCGCGCCGGCGCCCGCGACCUCCUCGUCGCCCUCCCGCCGGGCGUUACCGCCGACCCCGGGGCCACCGGCAGCGUCCGCCCGGUCCCCGAAGACGGGACCCACGUGAGCCUGCGGCUCCACGCGCCGCAGAGCCUCUUUGCCGCAGGCUCGAAUGCCCGACCUGUGGUGCAGCAGAUCCGCGAGCAGACCACUCCGCACUUCUCAUGCCAAGCGUGUGGAGCUUCACUGCUGCGACCUGGAGAGCCGUUCCGGCGGGUGCUGCCGCUGCCCUCGUGCCACUGGCAGGCGAUGGUGAGCGAGUGGUGUUGCCACGGCGGGGGUGCCCGCGUGGACUCGCUGGCACGCACCCCCCUGGGCCCCCGUGCGGGCGACUGCCUCGUGGGCGACACGCACCUCGUGCUGCACGCUGGCAGCCUGGGAACGGCGGUUCGGUGGCACCGCGACGUCGCUUCGGAAGUCGCGGCGCCGGACUCCGACCUCGGCGCCCGUCCCGCGGCCCCGCUGGAGAGCGGCGACCCCUGCCGCCACCCCCAGCGCGGGGCAACCGGCGCGGUGGGCGCCGCCGAGGGAGAGGGGCGGCACGCGGAGGGUCGGAGGUCGCCGCUGCCGCCGCCACGCCCGCCGCUGGGCAAGGCCAAGGCCGAGUUGCGGUGCGAGCAGUGCGGCCGUGUGCUCGGGGAGGCGCUGGGAGCAGAAGGCGCCAAGUUGUUCCUCACCGAGGUGUGCGUUGGAGGAGUUGAGGAGACACUGCCGCCUCCGCACUCUGCCAACCCGAGGUCGUGGUUCCUGGAGCGGCUGCUGUCCCAGCAGCUGCUGCUCAUCUCCACGACGCUGUGCAGCUACCGAUUCCGCGUCGAGGACCCGCGGGGCGACACGAGACUGCUGCUGUGGGUGCUCAACAGCGACACGCUGCUGCUGCAGCAGAGUCCCCGUGGCGGCGGCGGUGAGUCCGUGGCGCCGCAGUGCCACCGCGUCCUCAAACUGCUCUACCGCCACGCGGGAGGAGACGCGGCCACCUCGGCCACUUCGGCAGGCCGCGAGGACGAGCUGUGGGCGCGGGACGUGAAGGCCCACGACCUGUGCCUGCCCAGCGGUGCGUGCGCCGAGCUCUCCGCUGUGCUUAGCGCCAGCUCCCAGCUCGCUCCGCCCUCGCUCCGGGACGUCAACAACUUCCGGGUCGGGCACUUGAGGCUGGCCUAAUGGACGUGAGACCCUCCCCCAUAUGCAAGCGGCGUCAUCGUUCUCUCUGAAGAGGGACCCCCCCCCCCCCCCGAGUGCGCGCUGGGUGACAAGGACGUCCACCGAUUCAAGUCUACGGUGGCUCAGAAGUCGGCGUCGCCCAGCCGGCCCCAUUGACAAGCCUGGGUUCGAGUCCGGGUUUCGGUCAUCCGCGAACAAACCGGGAGCUGGGGCUUGGUGAGUUGAUGGUCUCGGCCCGGCACACCACAAAUGGCUGCAUCAACAACAACAACAACAACAAAAACCAUCGCAUUCAAUUUGGUUUUGCAUUGACUUUGUCGACAUUCCAGCUGUUGAGACAUCAAUUGACUCGGUCUGGCUGUCACCUGAUGAACCUCGCUGUCACGUGGCAGAGCUGGGUGGGUAAAAGUGCUGCCCUCUGCUGUGUGUGGACCAUAAAUCACUUGAAGAAGGCAUCUCGGAGGUGGCUCUGCGACAUCCGCUUCCCCGGGCCGCUCUCGGGUAACACGAAGCGUCGCGCUGCUCUGCGAGAUCUCCGAAUGGAUUCUCCGUCUCGUGAUGACGACGCAACACCAAUAGCGCGAUCUGUAAUAAAACGGAGGGGGGAGGGGGGGGGGGGUUUGGGGGAAAACGACAAAAUGAAAUAAAUGUAAAACGAAAAAAAUCCACGUCAGUCUUUAUUUCGUGAAUCCGCGUUCACCACUAAGAGUCUCCAAGACAAAAAAAUAAAAACGUGAGAAAGUCUAAUUGAAAAUAAAAUGUCACCAACUCCUUUCCCCGUGGGUGUCUAGGGGGUAGUCAUACCCUGGCUCGCCAGGAGAGGGCAGUGCAGCGACAAUGCGGACGCCACCUGCUCCGUCGGCGUGUAAUAUCGAGCGUUGCGCCGUCGCACGCGUGGGGUUUCUCAUGCGUGCGUGGUGGACUUUGGCCCCCGGUUCAGUGCCGGUGAU